This is a messenger RNA of Cucumis melo (muskmelon), 752 nucleotides long. Its product is annotated as umecyanin-like. The coding region runs from base 112 to 597 and encodes 161 amino acids. The record is from RefSeq and is a predicted model, not a curated record. The transcript has 2 exons. Gene Ontology annotation, molecular function: electron transfer activity. NCBI's taxonomy places the organism in Eukaryota, Viridiplantae, Streptophyta, Magnoliopsida, Cucurbitales, Cucurbitaceae. Gene Ontology annotation, cellular component: plasma membrane.
AUCCAUUUCCCACACCCAUCAACUUUUCUAUAUAAAUCUCACACAACCCUAAACUCCUCUAUAUAUACUCUUCUCUUCUUCUUCUCAUUUCAGAAACAAAAAUCUUCAAAAAUGGUUUCAACACAAAAACUGACUUUCCUUGCUUCCUUCCUCUUCAUUGCUGUGCUCCUUCCUGCUGUCGCUGCCAUUGACUAUCAGGUCGGAGGCGAUUUCGGUUGGAACCUACCGCCAACUCCCACCUUCUUCUCUGAAUGGGCUAGUAAUAAGACUUUCUUUGUCGGCGAUACGUUGCGGUUCAAUUCUAGCGCGAACGAAACUCACAACUAUGCAAUGCCUGGGUCUCAAGCAGAGCUUGAUGGGUGCGUGAAGCCGGGAAUAGUUUUUAUGGGGGGUGUUUAUCCUGUGUUGGAUCGUCCUGGUCGUAAAUACUUUAUAUGUGAAGUUGGUAACCAUUGCAAUUUGGGCAUGAAAUUUGCUGUUGAUGUUAUGCCUAUACCUGGGUCGAUGCCACCUAAUGCUGCACUCAAACUUGAUGCAUUUCCUAUGUUACUACUGAUCUUCAUCACCAUCAUCAUCAAUUUCUUGUUCUUCAUAUGAGAUAUAAUUUAUGCAUCUCCAAAUUAGUUAUCUCAAUGUUCUAUUUUUCUAGAGUAUUUGAUAUUUUUCUACUUUUAAUAACUGCUAUUGUAGCAUGACUGUACAGCUAGCAAUUUUUCUCCACCAGAAUUCAAUAUAAUGUACGUUUUGUUUGA